CUUUCUGUUUGACUCUUUUUCCUUGAAAAUUAUAGGGUUAGGUUUUUUUUUUUUGGUAAAUCCCUCCUCAAUUCCAUGGCUUUUCUAUUUAAUUCAACUCCGAUUGGCGUUCGAUUUCUAUAAAUUUUGCAUACUGUAGCUUAACUUACUUUCCUCUUAACAACUCCAAAACCGCUCAUUUCUUACAUAAUUUUAAUUAAUUGACUCUUAAAAAAACUACACUUUGAUUCCAGAAUAUUUGUGGGCUACUCAGAGAAUUCUCGUGUGGCAAACUAUUGGGUUCUUGUGAGAAAAACAGCACUGAUUUUCUAUUGGGGAAAUAUCGAUUUGCAUUUUUCUUGGGUUUGAAUGUAAAUCAAUUGGGUUUCUCGAGAAAAUUUACAGGGUCUUUGAGAAAAUCCAAUUUGUAUAAGUACUGUUUCUUGAUCUGAGCCCCUGCUGAGGCAGUUGUGAUCCGAUACCAGUUUUACGGAAGCCGAAGCGAAAGAAAAAGGCCAUGGUGGUACCAACCAUAGCUCUAUACGCGAGCCCACCGAGCACCGUGUGCUCAGCACCGCACCCAUGCCAGAUCAACGCCCACGCGUCGUGCGAUUUCGAAUUGAGCUCUUGGCCUUCCUCUUCGGCAUCAUCUUCACCGUCCACUCCGCAAAAGCCCGGAAUCGGCGGCCUCUCGUGCCUCCUCUCCUCGCCCUCAGUGCGACCUUCGUCGAGUUUUUCGGUUGGUGGCUGCGGUGAAGAAUUUAGCUCUUUGUGGCACGACAGAGGCGAAGAAUUGAAGGAACUGAGCAGCUCUUAUUACCAUUUGCCGAGUAAGUUCGCUGGGUCUUGUCUAAAGAAGGAUUUGAGCCCAGUUUCGGUGUUUCAGGUCCCGGUUUCGUGUAGUAGUAGCGUCUCUGGAUCCGUUAGAAGCCCCACGAUGAGUUUCCAAAGUGGGUUGUUCAAUGGCUUCGUGAGGAAUGCUUUGGGUUCGUGCGUAGAUUACGAUUCACCCAGUCUCGAGCUCUGUAGCGAUGGAUAUAACGUGGGUCUUGCGGAAGAAUUGACUUUCAAUAUAGAGGUGGAGGGGAAUUCUGAGCCGUAUGUAAAUGAAUUGUUAUUGGGUGCCCAAUCAAGGCACAAGAUCUUUUAUGAGAAUUUUGUGAUCAAGGCUUUCUACGAAGCUGAGAAAGCACAUAGGGGUCAGAUGCGUGCCAGCGGUGAUCCGUACUUGCAGCAUUGCGUAGAGACGGCGGUGCUGCUCGCGCUGAUUGGCACUAAUUCAACGGUGGUUGCUGCAGGGCUUUUGCAUGACACACUUGAUGACUCUUUUAUGAGCUAUGACUAUAUUUUUGGGAUGUUUGGAGCUGGGGUCGCAGAUUUGGUCCGAGGGGUCUCCAAGCUAAGUCACUUGAGUAAGCUUGCGCGCUACAACAAUACAGCAAGUAAAACAGUUGAGGCCGAUCGCUUGCAUACCAUGUUCCUUGCCAUGGCUGAUGCCAGGGCUGUCCUCAUUAAAUUAGCAGAUCGAUUGCAUAAUAUGAUGACACUAGAUGCAUUGCCUCUAGCCAAGCAACAAAGAUUCGCAAAGGAGACAUUGGAGAUUUUUGCACCCUUGGCAAACCGUUUAGGAAUCUCUACAUGGAAGGAGCGUUUAGAAAACCUAUGUUUUAAACAUCUUAACCCAGACCAACAUCAAGAACUGUCUUCUAAGCUUGUCGACACGUUUGAUGAGGCCAUGAUCACUUCUGCUAUAGAGAAAUUAAAACGAGCUCUUAGGGGUAAAGCUAUUUCUUACCGUGAUGUAUCUGGACGGCAUAAGAGCUUGUAUAGCAUUUACCGCAAAAUGUUGAAAAAGAAGCUAGUCAUGGAUGAGAUUCAUGACAUUCAUGGCUUACGGUUGAUUGUUGACAAUGAGGAAGACUGCUAUAAAGCCUUGAGAGUUAUUCACCAGUUAUGGACUGAAGUACCUGGAAAGCUUAAGGACUACAUAAAUCAUCCCAAGAUUAAUGGGUAUCAGUCUCUGCACACGGUGGUGAUGGGUGAAGGCCUGGUUCCACUUGAAGUUCAGAUUCGGACGACUGAGAUGCAUUUGCAGGCUGAAUUCGGCUUUGCGGCUCAUUGGAGAUACAAGGAAGGUGACUGCAAAUAUUCUUCAUUUGUGCUUCAGAUGGUCGAGUGGGCUCGAUGGGUUGUCGCCUGGCAGUGUGAGACAAUGAGUAAAGACCGGUCAUCCAUUGCCUAUGCUGAAUCGAUAAGGCCGCCCUGUACAUUCCCUUCUCAUUCUGAUGAUUGCCCAUAUUCAUACAAGCCGCACUGUGGCCAGAAUGGGCCUGUGUUUGUGAUCAUGAUUGAGAAUGAUAAGAUGUCCGUACAUGAGUUUCCUGCAAACUCGACGAUAAUGGAUUUGUUGGAAAGAGCUGGACGAGGAGGCUCGAGAUGGACACCAUAUGGUUUCCCCCUGAAGGAAGAAUUGAGGCCAAGGCUGAACAAUGAGCCAGUGAGUGAUCCGACGUGCAAGUUGGAGAUGGGGGAUAUGGUGGAGUUAACCCCAGCCAUUCCCAACAAGUCUUUGACAGAGUACAGGGAAGAGAUUCAGCGAAUGUAUGAUGGUGGGUUGACUGUGUCCAGCACUGGGCUUGCUGCUAGCAGUAGGGUUGGGUGGAGAAGUUGACCCCCAUUUUGAUCUCCCUUUUUAUAUUUAUAUUAUAUACGAUUCUAAUGACAAUAGACUAUUCUUGUAUAUUUAUAUAUAUAUAUAUAUAUAUAGCAUAUGGGCCUGUACAGAAAAGCUACAUCGAUUUAUUACUGUGUUCAUCAAAGUGCCGAAUGAUCCAUCUUAUUAA
Messenger RNA from Juglans microcarpa x Juglans regia, 2822 nucleotides. RefSeq names its product probable GTP diphosphokinase RSH2, chloroplastic. Gene Ontology annotation, biological process: guanosine tetraphosphate metabolic process. The record is from RefSeq and is a predicted model, not a curated record. The coding region runs from base 497 to 2650 and encodes 717 amino acids. Gene Ontology annotation, cellular component: chloroplast. Lineage: Eukaryota; Viridiplantae; Streptophyta; Magnoliopsida; Fagales; Juglandaceae. The transcript is spliced from 6 exons.